UGUGCAAGUAUACUGUUCAUGACCAGUGUGCCAUGAAGGCAAUGCCUUGUGAAGUCAGCACGUAUGCCAAGUCGCGUAAGGACAUUGGUAUCCAAUCUCACGUAUGGGUGCGAGGAGGCUGUGAGUCUGGGCGCUGUGACCGUUGUCAGAAAAAGAUCCGGACCUUCCACAGUCUCACCGGGCUGCAUUGUGUAUGGUGCCACCUAGAGAUCCACGACGACUGCCUGCAGAACAUGGGCCCUGAGUGUGACGGUGGGCUGCUCCGUGAUCACAUCUUGCCUCCAUCUUCCAUCUACCCCAGCGUUCUG
Molecule: messenger RNA, 308 nt
Organism: Dipodomys ordii (Ord's kangaroo rat)
Lineage: Eukaryota; Metazoa; Chordata; Mammalia; Rodentia; Heteromyidae
Product: diacylglycerol kinase alpha-like
Exons: 3
Biological process (GO): intracellular signal transduction; diacylglycerol metabolic process; lipid phosphorylation
Cellular component (GO): plasma membrane
Molecular function (GO): ATP-dependent diacylglycerol kinase activity
Source: RefSeq, a predicted model, not a curated record